Periconia digitata is the source of this 2587-nucleotide messenger RNA. The record is from the annotation of a GenBank genome assembly. Lineage: Eukaryota; Fungi; Ascomycota; Dothideomycetes; Pleosporales; Periconiaceae.
AUAUGCGGAACGAUUCAUCUAUCCACUUGGCCUGCAUACUCUUGUUACCCUUCCCUUCCCGAUCUUUUCCUUCUUUCUGAGUACCCUGCCCAUGAUAUUUGCGAUCAACAUCAUCGCAACAUGGAUUUCCUCAGAAAAGUCGGGAGCUGGAUUGCUCCCCCACCAGCCAAAUCCGAGGAUGGACGCGACCAAUGGCCCUCCCGAGCAGCUUUCCUACUGGCCGCUAUGGGCGGUUGCGCCGGACAAGGCAACCUCUUGAGGUAUCCUUCCGUAAUGUACAAUAACUAUGGCCUUCAAUGGUUCAUACCGUACCUGCUUGCCGUGUUCCUGAUCGCGAUUCCAACCCUUAUUCUCGAAGUCUCUAUCGGCCAGGCGUACCGGGGCGGAACAGUCAUCGCGUACAACAAUAUCAAUCGUCGGCUGAAAGGUGUGGGUCUAGGCUCUGUAAUUGUCAGUUUCAUAGUCGUGCAGUAUUUCACUGUCAACUUGGCGUGGAUCAUGAACUACUUCCGAUGGAGUUUUACAAGUCCGUUGCCUUGGAAAGACAGACUCGACGACUUCUACUGGAACGACAUUCUCCAAGUUGGUACCAUUAAUGAGGGUAGUCUGAGUCCAGAUGGCAAUUCCGUGCUAUCUUUCACAGGUUAUCCAGAGGUUUCAGUCAUUGGAGAGACCCUAGGAUGGUCUGUCUUUAUCUGGUUCUUGAUCUGGAUUUCUAUCUUCCGUGGCGUUGGUAUGACUGGCCGCGUCGUUUAUUUCACCAUGGGGUUGCCGAUCGUUACCACUAUCAUCUUUGUAGGCCGGUGCCUCUCUCUCGAAAAUGCGUCCGAAGGUGUAAAUCUCAUCUGGAGAACCUGGAGGAGUGAUCAGCUGGCAUCUGGAACUGUCUGGCAGACCGCCGUCGGACAGGUCUUCUUCUCCACCGGAAUCGGCUUCGGUUAUUUCACGAGCUAUGCCAGCUACAACCAGAAGCAUUCUAAUGCGGUUAUGGACGCGAUUCUUAUCUGCUCGAGCAACGUUCUGUUCGAGAAUUUCGCUGCAUUUGCCAUUUUUGGUGUUGUUGGUUUCUUGCGCAGAUGGCCUGAAGAUGGGGUCCGACUGGGAGCCUUCGUCGUAGGCUUUCUGACAUUACCCGAGGCGGUUCUUCAAAUGCCAGCUCCCAACUUCUGGGCUUUUCUCCUGUUCUUUACCUUGGUCGUUCUUGGUUUCAGUUCCGCAUUCGUCAUGUUGGACGUUGUCGUGACCUUGAUUUGCGACUCUGGCUUGGUGAAGAUGUCGCGUCCAUGGGUCGUUACGAUAUUGACCGUCCUCUCCUUUCUUAUGUGCAUUCCUUACUGCACCCAGUUUGGCUACUAUCUUCUUGAUGGCAUAGAUCGCUGGGUCAACAACGUCGCUCUCAUCUUCGUAGCGUGGACCGAAGUAGUGAGCGCAACCACAGUCUACCGCUGGGAGGAUGUGGUGAGCCAAACCGGACUGCCCGCAUUCGCUAUCUACAACUUUGGGUUUUUCGGCGCUCAACUCUUCGGUAUCCUCUUGGCACAUGGUAUCCGUGACCCUGGAAUUGGAGCUGCAGGUGGCAUCGGAUUCUACAUUGUGUUCUCGAUUAUAGCAGUGGUGAUUUCACGUACACCUGAUGAGGCAGCACCAGUAUUCUCUAAAGGCGCCCAAGCCCGGAGAGGCCUAUUGAGCAAACUCAAACUCCAUUUCCUCGCUGACAUCUGGAACAUUUCUCCGUUGCGCAAGUUUUGGUUCCUUGCAUACUAUUCAGGUAACCAACUCCGCCGUGACCUUAACAUAAUUGUGGGUACGGGCCGUAACUGGAAAAUUCCUCCAUUCCUGCCCUUUCUGCUCAGAUACAUUAGCGGCCCAGUCCUUGCGAUUGUCUUCUCAUUCGCCUAUCCCGAGUUUCACACAUUGCGAUACGAUCCUAUGAUGAUUGCUGGCUUUAUCCUGGCCCAUCUCACAAUGGUGGCUGUCAUCCUUGGCUAUGCAGUUCCAAAGUAUUACGAUGCUUUGAUACCAAUCGAGAGGCGUGGCGAGGGAACAGAGCCAACGGUUGCUAUGCAGACGAAGAACGAGCUUGCCGGACAACCUAUUAGCAACCUUGUGAACGCAGAGAGCGGAGAGGCACCUCCACCAUAUGUGGACUCUUCUUCCCCAAACACGAGUACUCAUCGCGGAAAAGAUGAAGUGGUGGCCAAAUAAUGAAGUGGCUGUAAUGGAGGGUUUCUGGAUGAUUUUCCGCGACAAUUUCUCCUUUUUUUUUUCAUUUAUUCCUCUCAUGGUCUUCUCUGCUGCGAUCCAGGGCGAUGAUUUCGAUCUACAUGCUGUCUACGGUCCGUUUUUAUAUGUAUGAUCAAGUCGGUUCAAGGUCCCUCACGUUGACAUCGGUCUCCCAUAAUCUUAUUCGGCUCGCUUUAUUCUCCCGCCUACUUUCCGAAGCAUACUGUUGGAACUACUUGCGUAUGGCAACUCUAGGGGUUGCUUGCGGACUAGUAAAAACACCAGGAGAGAACUCCUUAUCCAAACAUUAUCUUCGCAGUCGAUCUCCGCAUGCAAGAACUGAAACUCCAGCGUUGCGAAUCUU